This is a messenger RNA of Sus scrofa (pig), 1179 nucleotides long. It is a transcript of the gene PANX3, whose product is annotated as pannexin 3. The record is from RefSeq and is a predicted model, not a curated record. Gene Ontology annotation, biological process: positive regulation of interleukin-1 production; monoatomic cation transport; cell-cell signaling. Gene Ontology annotation, cellular component: plasma membrane. Gene Ontology annotation, molecular function: wide pore channel activity. NCBI's taxonomy places the organism in Eukaryota, Metazoa, Chordata, Mammalia, Artiodactyla, Suidae.
AUGUCACUCGCACACACAGCUGCAGAGUACAUGCUCUCGGAUGCCCUGCUGCCCGACCGCAGGGGCCCCCGCCUCAAAGGACUGCGCCUGGAGCUUCCCCUGGACCGCAUGGUCAAGUUCGUAGCCGUGGGCUUCCCCUUGUUGCUGAUGUCCCUGGCAUUUGCCCAGGAGUUCUCCUCCGGGUCACCCAUCAGCUGCUUCUCUCCUGGCAAUUUCAGCAUCCGGCAGGCUGCCUACGUGGACAGUUCCUGUUGGGACUCACUGGUUCACCAUGAACAGGAUGAGUCUGGCCAGUUCAAGACAAAAUCCCUCUGGCCUCACAAGGCUCUCCCCUACUCCCUACUGGCCCUGGCCGUGGGCAUGUACCUGCCAGUUCUGCUCUGGCAGUAUGCAGCCGUGCCAGCCCUCAGCUCAGAUCUGCUGUUCAUCAUCAGCGAACUGGACAAAUCCUACAAUCGUGCCAUCCGCCUGGUACAGCACAUGCUGAAGAUCCAGCAGAAGAGUUCGGACCCCCAUGUGUUCUGGGAUGAGCUGGAGAAGGCUCGGAAGGAACGAUACUUUGAAUUCCCCUUGCUAGAACGGUACCUGGCAUGUAAGCAGCGCUCACACUCACUAGUGGCUACCUACCUCCUGAGGAACUCCCUCUUGCUCCUCUUCACCUCGGCCAUCUACCUGUACCUUGGCCACUUCCACCUGGAUGUCUUCUUCCAAGAGGAAUUCAGCUGUUCCAUCAAGACAGGGCUGCUAAGGGACGAGACCUACAUCCCCGAUCUGAUCACAUGCAGGCUGACCUCCUUGUCUGUCUUCCAGAUUGUUAGUCUCGCCUGUGUAGCAAUAUACACCCUAUUGGUUCCAGUGAUAAUGUACAACCUCACACGGCUAUGUCGGUGGGACAAACGACUCCUAUCCAUCUAUGAGAUGCUCCCUGCCUUUGAUCUCCUCAGCAGAAAGAUGCUGGGAUGUCCCAUUAAUGACCUCAAUGUGAUCCUUCUUUUUCUCAGAGCCAACAUCUCUGAGCUCAUCUCCUUUAGCUGGUUGAGUGUCUUAUGCGCACUGAAGGACACAACCACCCAGAAGCACAACAUCGACACAGUGGUUGAUUUCAUGACUGUAUUGGCUGGCUUAGAACCCUCAAAACCUAAACAUCUCACCCACGGGAUGUGUGAUGAAAACCCAUAG